AUGUCGUUCGCUCAGUCACCGUUCGCUCAGGCGCAACAGCAGCAACAGCAGCAGCAGCCGCCUCAACACCAGCCCGCUCAGCAACAAUUCGGCAUGGCUCAAAAUAACAUGGCCGCUGCAGUAGCUGCUGCCUUGCAAUCCGGUCAGAUUCCACCGCAGCUCCAGGGGCUCACUCAGCAGCAAAUCAGGCAGCUGCUCACGCAGGGACUCUCGGCUGCUUCCCAAGGCCAGCAGCACCCCCCACCUCAGCAACAGCAGAACCAGCAAGGCAUCCACGCAAAUAUGCAGCAAAGCCAGCAACAGCAACAGCAGCAGCAGCAGCAGCAGCCGCAACAGCACCACCAAAUGGCUCAUUCUCAGAUGAACAAUGGUCAGCCUAACAACUCCGGUAUGCCCGCUUGGUUCGCGCAGAUGCAAGCUCACCAGAACCAUGCGCAAGGCAACGGAUCUGGUGUUGGGCUUCCUGCAGGAAUGCAGCCUCAUCCCUCGCAGCAGCAGUUUCAACAGCCGAAUCAGGCCCAUGGUUCGCCCAUGCAGUCUUCUCCAGCGAUGCAGCAUGUGGCUCCUUCACGGCCGCCCUUCCCGGCUCAGCAACCACAUCAACCACCAGGUGGUCUCGUGUCCGGCGCACAGGCGGCGGCAAGCGCCGCUCAAGCGGCAGCGAUGAACCGUCAGCAGGCAGCUUCGAACGCGAAUGCAACAAAUGCUUCCGUCGCCGGUGCCAACGCUCCGGGAAUGGGCGCCGUGCGUCCCCAGAUGGGCCUCGCUGGUAUGCCCCCAGCUCUGCAACAUGCCAUCGCACGUGCCAAAAACGGUCAAUUAGAUCCCACGACUUUGCAAAAGCUGAGAAGUGCAAUCAGUUCAUGGCAGCAGGGCCAGCAGCAGCGGUCAACGCAACAGGGAUUAGGCCAACAAUCUGCACCGUUUGUAUCGCACGGCCAGGUGCCUCCUCAACCAAGACCGCCUCCGGCUACGCAGCCUCAACAAGCGCAACCUCAGAUGCCCAUGCCAGGUUCACAGCACCAUACGCCCCACAUGAACCACGCGCAACCUCAACCGCAAAUGGGAACUCCCACCAUGUCACAUUCGUCGCCCGCGCAGCAGAGUGGCUUGCAGCAUCUCCAGGGGCCGAUUGGAAACCAGACACAUGUUCUGAGGCCGCCAGGCGGUGCCAUCGGUCAGAAUGCAGCCAUUCAUCCACCCCAGGCUCCAACGGAUGCUGAGAGCAACGAUCUGAUGCGGCUGCUGUCUGUUGCGCAGAACCGUAUUCGGGACUUGGAACCGAAGCUGGCCGCCGCAGACACUCCCCAAGCUCGAGAGCACUUCGAGAAGCAGAUGAACGACUCCAAGGCUCUCCUGCAGAAGGUCUUGUCGCUUCGUCAAGAACAGAUACACCGUCAGCAGCAACAACAGCAACAGCCGGGGCAGUCCACCAUCGCAGUACCUAGACAUCCACCGCAACCCGGAGCCCAGGGUCAACAAAACCAGCCGGGCGUGGGCGGAGAUUCUUCGAUUCGACCUCAGCCAGUGGCCCACAACCAAGCACCGGGGAAUCAGCAAACCUCUUCUGCGCCAGGAGGAAUGGUCAUGAAGCCUGAGAACUUCAUGCGCGCGCUUCUCGAGAUUCACGCGAAGCAGGGCUCUCCUCAGAAUGCCCAGGUGAAGAUUGGCAAUCGCGCACUUGACAUGUACCGAUUUUACAUGCUCGUGCAAGCUCACGGUGGAAGCAAGAGCGUCUCUUCCAAGAAUGCGUGGAGCGAAAUUGCCACGGCGUUGGAUCUUCCUCUUCAAGUCCAUGAACACGUCGCAGUCUGGUACCGUAAUUCGUUGCUGCCCAUCGAAAACAUGUGGCUCAACGCGACGGUGAGCUCGAUUCAGCAAAGGCUGCUGCAACAGCUCCAGGCACAGAGCGGGCCUCACGCGCAGCCUGCAGCUCUGCAAAUGCAAGCCAACGCUCAAGCUGUCGCUCAUGCUCAGUCGCAAGCGCAGCAGACGGCUCAACAAGCUCUCAGACAUAUGGCGGCGCAGAAUGCUUCGAUGAACCAGGGCGGGCCCAGUCAUGCGCAAGCCCCGCAAGUCCCACAGCAACCGCCUCAAGCACCAACACAGCAACAGGCUGGCACUCCACAACGUCCUCCCAGCGCAGCCGCAUCCGAGAUCCCUCAGCAGCUCACUCCGGCGCAGCUCGCACAGAUUGGUCUGACUCAAGAUCAAUUCACCGCGAUGAUGCGUUCAGGACAGGGACAGCAGCUCCGCGAGCGCUUUUUGCAGAUGCAACAGCAACGGCAACAGCAGAACGCGUCAGGGGCUCUUGCUGCUUCCGCUGCUGCCAUGAAGCCUCCAGGCGCGCCUGUGCCGCAGGCGCAGAACGCCUCGCAGAUGCCACCUCACAUGCAGGCCAGGCCUCCAGGAUUUGGGGAUGCGUCUCAGCAGCAUGGCCAGUACCAACCGCAGGGACAACCUCCGCUGCACACGGCCAAGCAAGAUGGUAACUCUGGCAUGGUCUGGAUCGCAAAUGCGCCUGGCAGCGGACCGCAGCCAGGCCAGGGUGGUCCUCAUGAGGUUCGGGAGCUGCGAGUUUCAGAAGCAGACUUGAGCAAAGCGAAGGAGGUGAUGAUGAGGAUGGAUCAAGAACUCAGCAGAUCGAGACGUGAGUACACUGGCUCGUGGAUGUCGUCUGGAGUGCAAACAGCUGACGUCCGCCGCAAGGCUCGUCCACAUCAGCACGCUUGGAGGUGAAGGAACUUGCUGAGGCGGAGAAAGAAUCCAUCUUCAGUCACGUCGUAUCCCUUGGCGACAUUUGCGAUCAAGUCAACGCCUUGCUGCCUGCUUUUUUUGCCAUCAAUCGCAACAUCGAUGCUGCUCGACGACUAAAGAUCAUGUCUUUCAUGUUCAAAGACCAGCUAGACCUCGUGCCACGACGCCAAUGCUUGCUCUCACUCGGUGAUCUCGAGAAGCUGAAGACUCAAAUCCACCGCUGCAUCAGCUUCGUCAAGACGAGUGCUCCAGCUCUGGCAGAGCAUCUGCUCUCUAGCAUGCAAGCUGAGCGAGAGCAAUCGCGUGCUAGCGCGCAUUGGCAAGCGUUGCAAGCGCAGCAACAGCUUCAGCAGCAACCGAACCAGCCCUCCACGAUGCCUCCGGCUCUUGGUCAGCAGCCGAUCGGUCAACCUCAGCACGCGCAGCCUCCGCCGCUGGCCCCUGCACCAACAGCCCCUAUUCAAAACAUUGCCCCGGCUGCACCAGAUGCACCCGAUUCGGACGAAGCCUUGGCUUCCAUGCACGGCAUCAAAAGAGGCUUGCGUGUCGAAGACCUCAAGCCGCCGCCGGUCAAGCGAGGGAAAGCAACUGCCGCCACUGCGCAGCAAAAUGCACCAGCUGCGGCUCAGGCCAAGUCACCCGCUGCUGGCCGACUUGGCCAACUCAACAACGCUGAGAGUCCCGGUCCAUCCAAGGUGGAUUCGCCGAAAGCUUCCGCUGCUUCUCCACCCGCCGCCAAGGGUGGAAAGAAGGCGUCAGCCGCGAAGGGCAAGGCUGCUCGUAAGACCAAGGCCGAGAAGGAAAAGAACGACGAGGCUACUGCCACCGCUGCUCGCUCGAAGCCCAAGACUAGCGCUGACAUCAUGGCCGAAGUCAAGCGUGAGAUGGCAGAAGCUGAGGCAAAGCGCAAGGGUGAAGCGGGCGGCGUGGAUGUAGAUGGCAAUGUUGCACCGUCUCAGAAGCCAGAGGAUGGCACAAUCCAGCCACCUCUUUCCAAGCCUUUGACGCAGCGCGAGCGAGAUGACAUGCUCGCCCAGCAAGAUCCAGCAGCCUUCGUCGAUGCCGCUUGGCAGGAUCUUGUAGCGCCCAACGGUAGCGGGGCUGGUACAUCCGUACCUCUCGCAGAUGCCCAGAGUCUAGAGGGUCUGCUAGCUAUGCUUGGUCAGGAGCCUGGGCCUGGCGGUGCGUUCGUUGAUACUGCCCUGCCCGCGACGGAUGCAAAUGCGAACGCUGCAUCAGCAGCUUCCGAGGCACCGCCUCAGCCAGAGGCCAACAUCGAAGUCGACAUGUUCGACUGGAUCGACGAAUCUUAUUUGGACGAGCCGCAGGCUGAGUUGUCUGCGUUUCUCGGUGGAGGCGCGCCGCACGUGACUCGCGAAGAGCCUCCAGCGCAAACGCCAGACCUUGUGCCCAGUUCUAAAUUGCCCUCUGGCUCUUCAUCGAAUUCCAGCUCGAUGAUCAUGGCAAAGGGCUCUAGCAAUCUGAGCAACACGAUCAACGCUUUGGAUGGCGUGGUGCGCAUUUCGAGCAGCCCUAGUGGCAUGGAUAGCAGCGACGACAGCGAGCCAAGUCCCGAAGAUCUCAUCAACUCGAUCACUGGCGCUGCUGGUGGCUCAAACGAUGAGGCUGGUCGGCGAGCAUCACAAAAGCGUAAGAGCGAAGAAGAUUGGUGGGACACAGAGCAUCAGCCUCAAUUGCAGCCUUGGGCAAUCGUGUCCUGA
This is a messenger RNA of Ceraceosorus bombacis, 4478 nucleotides long. The record is from the annotation of a GenBank genome assembly. Lineage: Eukaryota; Fungi; Basidiomycota; Exobasidiomycetes; Ceraceosorales; Ceraceosoraceae.